AUGGAGGUGGUGCUGCAGAUGGUGAUGCUGCUGGAUAUGGUGCUGUUGUUGGAGAUGGAGAUGGUGCUGCUGCUAAAUCUGCUCGCUGCUCACACACUCCAAAGAAGUCACAAAAAAGAACUCAAAAAGUGGACACCAAAAAAUCUUUCAGUUGCGCUUCAGUGUGGAAAGUGUUUUACAUGUAAAGGAAGCCUCAGGGAUCACACAAGAAUCCACACUGGAGAGAGACCUUUCACGUGCAAUCAUUGUGGAAAGGGGUUUAAACAAAAAGGAAGUCUUACAGAGCAUGUACGAAUUCACCUUGGAGAGAAGCCUCACAAAUGCCAUCAUUGCAACAAGGGAUUCAGACAAAAAGGAAGCCUUAAAGAACACAUAAGAAUUCACACUGGAGAGAAGCCUCACAAAUGCCAGCAGUGUGGGAAGAGUUUCACACAUAGAUCAUACUUAAAUAGUCACUCAACAACUCAUUCUUCUGAGAAGCAUUUUUUCUGUGCUCAGUGCGGAAAAGGUUUUGCUCAUAUGGGACACCUGAAAUCACAUGAAAUUGUGCAUGCUGACGUGAAGCCAUUUCAUUGUGCUCCAUGUGGCAUGAGUUUUUCUCAACCGAGUGCUUUAAAAAGGCAUUUAAAUUCAUUUAAACAUAAUAAAUAUAGAUGCCUAGAAAAAUUCAUGGUCCAGAGUUUACAGUCAAGUCAUACUGUGCCCUAACACUUAAGUAAUUAGUGUGAAAAUCAGAUAAACCCAAAAGUUUAAAUGUCUCUCAAAAGAGCAUUUUCAUGUAAGAGGGUGAUAUGCAGAAAUCUAUUUUCUGCAGGGACGAUCAAAUUAUAUUUUGGAAAACUUGUCUUUUGCUGUGAAAUGCCAAAAAUGUUUUAGUAGUAAAUAUUAUAUACAUUGUGACAAAUGAUUUAUGACCAAAUAGGUGUACAUUUGACCUUUGCUUCCUCUUCCUCCCUCCCUCAGGCUGUUGUACAUGAUAUGGUAUGAUGUGUUUGAUCUGGUGUUAUGACCUUCCUCUGAACUAAAAAUAGUCAUUAAAUAAUACAUUGUAAUCAUAGAGAUGUUUUUCAAAACAUGAUAAAGUAAUGUGUGUGGGGUCAUAUUAUUAUUGUAAGACAUCAAAAGUAGUAUUACAUUUAAGUGUGUUUAUGUAUAUUUAAUGGUGGGCAAUGCUUGGUAAUGCUUGGUGACAAAACUGAGGUGAUAAAAUGAUGCUUGGUAUAAGAUUGUUUUUUUUACUUGUAACAAAGUGGUGAAAAUGUGUUUGUAAAACUUGAUUUUGACUGUGAACCAAACUUUUUGAAUUUAUUGAAAGGAUAGCCCCUUGAGAUGUAACAUCUCAUUUUCAAGGGGGUCCUAUUCGUCAUUUUAAAAUGACAAAUAAACUGUUUAACGAAGACAAAGUGUUAUUUUACUUCUAACAGAGGAGAAAAUGUGUUUUUUUUUUUAAAACAAAAUUUAUCAAGUUGUCAAGCACAACAAUGUCUCUUUAAAAUUAUGAA
Molecule: messenger RNA, 1502 nt
Organism: Xyrauchen texanus (razorback sucker)
Lineage: Eukaryota; Metazoa; Chordata; Actinopteri; Cypriniformes; Catostomidae
Gene: znfl2a
Product: zinc finger-like gene 2a
Exons: 2
Coding region: 1-708 (235 amino acids)
Biological process (GO): regulation of transcription by RNA polymerase II
Molecular function (GO): DNA-binding transcription factor activity, RNA polymerase II-specific; RNA polymerase II cis-regulatory region sequence-specific DNA binding
Source: RefSeq, a predicted model, not a curated record